This is a messenger RNA of Monopterus albus (swamp eel), 4121 nucleotides long. RefSeq names its product ankyrin repeat domain 9 (gene ankrd9). The record is from RefSeq and is a predicted model, not a curated record. Bases 2597 to 3409 code for a protein of 270 amino acids. The transcript has a single exon. Lineage: Eukaryota; Metazoa; Chordata; Actinopteri; Synbranchiformes; Synbranchidae.
UCUCAGCCACAAACAGUCCUGAUCUUUCAUGUAUUUAUUGAACACACCCACUAAACAUACACAGUAAUGGUCACAGCAGCACCAGACUUCUGACGUCACUAAACGUCAGCUGGAGUCAGGGGUUAGCAAACCUGGAGUCCAGUCAACGAAACGAGAACGGAGGUGAGGUUUAAAAUGACCCGGACUUCUAAAAACACUCAGACGGUGUCAGUGUGCUGCAUGACAAGCAGCUGAUGUGAGCCAGGCCUUAUGAGAAACAGAUCUCAGAAAAUCUACGACCAAGAGUAGUUGGUUUGCAAGUAGCUGGAAAAAGGAACAGGGUCACCUCACUGACUUUAGAUAUUCACCAGUCCACAGUCAGACGAUGUGGUGCUGUGGCUGCGCUCCAUAGAAGUGGGCAUUGUGAGUCAGCCACACGCACAAUACUGACCAGGUGUGGUAUCCAUGGCAGGACGCCACGGAGGAAGCCAUUGCUCUCCAAAAACAACACUGCAGCAGCCUGAAGUUUGCCAAAGACCACCUUGACCCUCCACAGUACUACUGGGAAAAUGUCCUGUGGGGGAUGACUGUAGCUCAGGAGGUAGGGCGGGUCGUGUCCUAACCGGUUCGAUUCCCGGCUUAUCCAGUCCACAUAUCAGGGUGUCCUUGAGCAAGACACUGAACCCCCAGUUGUGAUGUCACCAGUGUGUGAAUGUGUGUGUGUUUGGGAGUGCAAAUGGGUGAACAGCCAAAUAGUGUGACAGUGCUUUGAGUGAGCUGCAGUGCAUGGAAAAGCACUGUAUAAGACCAUUUACAGAUGAAACUGAGGUAGAACUGUCUGUAUGGCAUAUAAAAAAAUAAAAAAAGCGUACCAACAUGAAAACAUCAUCCCAGCAGUGAAGUACGGUGGGGGAGCAUCAUGAUGUGGGGCUGCUUUGCUGCCUCUGGACCUGGACCACUUGCCACUGUGGAAGGAAAAUGAGUCCUCCAGUUUAUCCAGGUGUCCUACAGGAUGAUGUCAGAGUGGCUGUCGGCAAGCUGAAGCUCAGAACAAGCUGGGUGAUGCAGCAAGACAAUGACCCUAAACAUUGAAGUAAAUCUACUACAGAACAGCUUCAGAGACACAAAACCCACCUGUUGGAGCAGCCCAGUCAGACCGGAGUUCAGCCCAAAAGAGACACUGUGGAACGACCUGAAGACGUUCACACCAGGCGUCCUGAGAAUAUGUCUGAGCUGAAGCAGCUCUGUCAGGAAGAACGGUCCAAAGCUCCUCCUGAACGUAGUGCAGGUCUGAUCCACAGCCACAGGAAGCGCUGACUGGAGGUCGUUGGUGACAAAGGUGGUUCAGCCGGUUAUUACAACACGGUUGUCAUGACUUUGUCCACAUCACUGUGUAUGUUUAAUGUACAUGUUCAGUAAAGACAUGAAAGAUCAGGACUCUUUGUGUUUUAUCAUCUUAGAAAUACCGAGUUUCUUGAUAUUUGACUUCGGUGAAGAUCAGGUCACAUUUCAUGACCAAUUUAUGCAGAAAACCAGGAAACUACAAACAGUGCUGUGACUUUUUUUUGUAACUGUACAUUCUGCUGUUCAUGAUGUCCCUGUAUUUACAGUUGCAGGUGUUAUCGUUUAUAUUUGUGCACACAUUCAGUUUUGUUCACUGCACUUUAACUCAAUACUAUUUAAAUUUUAGCUUUUUCAUUUCUGUCUUUAUUGUUGUUGAAGCAGCAGGUUGUUGUUUAGGCGAGAAGGGGGUUGGUUGUUAGUCAUUAAAACUCCAGGUCACUCCAUUCUUACCUGACACGUCAGGCUUCUAUUACAGAAUAGUUUCUGAGGGAUUCAUAGGAAAGUAAAACUUGUGAAUACUAAACCUAGUUUCCCCUGUUUAAUACUGGUUGUGGAGUUUAAAACAAAUAAUUAGUUAUAACAGUCAGAUUUUCUCUGUUUUAAACUGUCUAUGAAACAAAUCGAAACUAAAACCAUACAAAAAGGACUGUAAAUGAUCAAUCAUAAAAAACUCACUGAUCUUUAAACCUGAUCAGGACUGAGUCAUGUGAUUGCUGUCAGGUAAAACGUAGGCUAUCUCCCCAGACAGCAGGUUCCCAGGUGCCGCUAAGAAGCUACAACAACAAAGUAAGAUUACUUUAAAAACUACAAAUCAAAUCCGAAAAACAUCUUUGACUUUAAAUGCUGAAAAAUACCGCACAGAUUCAAUAAAGCUGUGACCAAAAUCACCAAUAAUCGGAUGUCCAACCGUUAAGUUGAUUCCACAGUGUUGGUACUCCUGCUGACAAACUGCAGCGGUGUUAAGGCCGCUAUGUUCACUAUGCCUGCAAUGCCGACACCCGGUGCUCCGCGCCCCGCUCCACCCACCCUGGCACCCAAAACAAAUCCACACAUGGUGCUAAGCCGGUCAGAAGGCGAAGGCGGAGCCAUGGGAGGAUCGGGACACCGCGGCUGUAGCAGGAAGAGAGCUGGGGUGGCUGGGUGCAGGGGCAGCAGCUAUAAAUGUGUGAAGGAGCUGGGAAGGGGGUUUGUGACUGCUGGACCAGGAUCGGUCUGUUUAGUUUUACGGAGUCUCCCCCAGCCAGGUGUGUGCUAACUCCCAGGUGCCGUCGUGAUGCCGUGGCUGCUGCCCCCUCAGUCUCCGUCUCAGCAGCAGUGCGAGCGCACGGCAUUCUCCUUCUACUGCGCCGUGCGGGAUCAGCUGCCGGUCUGGCUGCUGGAGGACAUGCGCAGUAUGGAAGUUUUCUGCUGGGAAGAUGGACGCCCGCGACCCUUCAUGCCAUCUGAGGCCCUGCUGUACGCGCUCGUGCAUGACCAUCGGGAUUACGCACGUUGCCUACUCAACAGGUACUCGGUGAGCUCGCUCGUAGCGCCACGCUGCAGCUUCUGCUGCUGUCGCAGCAGUGGAGCACCGCACCUGAAUGUGGCAGUGCGCUACAAUCGUGUGUCAAUCCUCGGCAUGAUGCUGGAUGCUCUUAAGGACUGCGACACGCAGAGCAAGCGGCAGGAGUACUUGGACAGCUGCAGCGGCUGCUCGCACGUCGCGGACGCAGGAAAGACUGCGGUGCUGCUUGCGGUGGAGCUGUCCCGCUCCAACUGUCUGCUGAUGCUGCUGGUUCAUGGCGCGACGCCCGUUGGACUCGAGGCUGCGCUGCAGACUCUCUUAACCUGUGAUGCGUCACAGCGACGGCAUGCACAGUGUUGCCUCGACUUCCUGCUGCUGUUUCUGCCCAAACCGCCACUGCUGCGCUGCCUGCAGGACCAGCCGCAGCUAUGGCAAAACCUGCUAGGAAAUGACGUGUUCAGCUGGCUGUGCGGUCUGGCCCCGCCCCCCCUUCUGCUUCAGGCGCUCAGGUGUCUGGCUAGGUCCGGACCGCAUCAGAUCAGCACACUGCCUGACUUCCUGCAGCUGCACAGCUGGCGGUAACAUCAUCUCUCACAAUGGAAACAUCUCAGGACUGCUGUGAUUGGACAGUCUGUUAUCAAUGUAAAUAAAGAUUUUAAACUGACCUGAUGUAAAACUGAAGGUAUCAAUACAUAUUUGUCGGAGCUGUCACCUAAAACCUUAACCUUUAACUCACAACAGUUGAACUGACAACAGAAGAAAAAGAUUCUGAUUUAACUGGAUCCAUCUUCAGCAGUGUCAGAGAGCUGGUGUGCAUGCGUGUUCACGUUUGCAUUUAUUUUUGUCUUUCCUCGGCCUUAGCUCAGGAUCCUGAGCAUCAGUGUGAUUCAGACAAAACACUAUUAUAACUAAACAUCUAGAUAAAGUGACACUAGUUUUGAUCUCUGAACAUGUGUAACUGAGGACAUGCAAUAAAUAUUUGGCCUUACACAUGCAGUUCAGUGUUUGUACACGUGAACUGUUGGACUCAGGUACACAGGAUCAAGAACCAGGUCAUCCUGUACAGUUUGUGAAGUUCUGUUAAAAUAACUUUUACUGUUUGAAGAGCCGAUUAUUAGAAGCCGUGUCUCUGCACGCAAGGUAAGAACAUGCAUUGAUGAACAAGUGACGUUUCCAUCGAAACAGAAACCCUUUGUGAAACAUCAACAGACGUUUAAGUUGUAGCCUACAAACUGUAAUGAAAAAUACAGCUAGUUACCCUAAAAGUUGGGGUUUAUGUGGGGUCAUACUUGGG